This is a messenger RNA of Chaetomium strumarium, 7288 nucleotides long. RefSeq lists its product as uncharacterized. The transcript is spliced from 3 exons. Lineage: Eukaryota; Fungi; Ascomycota; Sordariomycetes; Sordariales; Chaetomiaceae. The coding region runs from base 288 to 7082 and encodes 2264 amino acids. The record is from RefSeq and is a predicted model, not a curated record. Gene Ontology annotation, biological process: leading strand elongation; mitotic cell cycle; nucleotide-excision repair, DNA gap filling. Gene Ontology annotation, cellular component: nucleus; epsilon DNA polymerase complex. Gene Ontology annotation, molecular function: zinc ion binding; DNA-directed DNA polymerase activity; DNA binding.
CCCGCGGGUCAAGUUUAAUGGGUUUUGCCAGCACAGACGUGUGCAAGGGUAACAACUUACCAGUACGCAGCGAUCACCUAGAAUAACGUUCACAGUUACGGAAGGAUCCCAGAAGCACUGCCUGAUUCUCAAUUCUCAAUGAUAUUCAUCCAAUGACCUGUUCGCACUUUGCAUCUGGGUUAUCUUCUCCUUUCCUGUGUUGCUGAGACGCGAUCUGCGCCGAAGGGAGUCCGGACUUCAGUCGAACACAAUAAGCCGGGGGAAGCCACAAGCUCUCCGCAGCCACGAUGCCGAACACCUCCCUUCGAAGACCACAAAAGGGUUACCGCCGCGGCGGGAAAGCCGCCUACCAUGGCACGCGGACCCGAACAUUCGCGGCCUCGUCCAGCGCCCGCGGCGAGGCGACCUCGACAGACGAGAAGUGGGAACGGACGGCGCUGGCACACCAGAUCGACGAGAACAUGGGCUUUGCGCGCUAUGACGCUGGGCGGAAGCGCGAGGGCUGGCUCGUCAACGUGCAGCCCACUUCGAUCGACGACCCCCGAGUUUCCGGAGGUGGCGGCCGCGCUGCCCUCGACUGCUACUUCAUCGAGGAGGAUGGCUCGACGUUCAAGGCGACGGUCGAAUAUGAGCCAUACUUCCUCAUUGCCUGUCGAAAGGGCCACGAAGGCGAGGUGGAGGAAUGGUGCAAGCGGGUGCCUGGCGGCGGAGUCGUCAAGAGCAUCAAGCGGAUCGAGAAGGAGGAUCUCAAGAUGCCGAACCACCUGCUGGGCUAUCGACGGCCCUUUCUCGAGCUGCGGUUUCACAACGUGCAGGACCUGAUGGCGGCCAGGAGGGAUAUCAUGCCCAUUGCCGAGAAGAACAAGAAGGGGAUGGAUGCCAUGGACACAUACGCCGAGGUCGCGAAUGCGAACGGCAACUUUGAUCUCUUUGACAAAGACCCACGAACUGAUGAUAAACGAAAUAAUGCAUCCUUUGCCGAGGCGAGCGAUUUCAUUGUUGAUAUCCGAGAAUACGACGUCCCAUACCACGUUAGAGUAAUGAUAGACUUGAACAUCCGCGUGGGUAAUUGGUACUUUGUGGAGGCGAAGAAUGGAGUCACGACGGUGAUCCGCAACGAGGAGCGACUGGCACCGGCAGAUCCCGUCGUCAUGGCAUUCGAUAUCGAGACUUGCAAGGCCCCCUUGAAGUUCCCCGAUGCCGCUGUUGACCAAAUCAUGAUGAUGUCUUACAUGAUCGACGGUCAGGGGUUCCUAAUCACCAACCGGGAAAUCGUCUCGGAGGACAUUGCCGACUUCGACUACACACCCAAACCCGAAUACCCGGGGCCUUUCAUGAUCUUCAACGAGCCGGACGAGAAAGCCAUGCUGGAGCGGUUCUUCCUUCACAUCAAGGAGGCUCGUCCCACUGUCAUAGCUACCUACAACGGUGACUUCUUCGACUGGCCUUUCGUCGAGGCCCGUGCUAGCGUCAACGGCAUCGACAUGUACCACGAGAUCGGGUGGAAGAAGGACAGUGAGGACCAGUACAAGUGCAACUACAGUGUGCAUAUGGACUGCUUCCACUGGGUCAACCGUGACAGUUACUUGCCCCAGGGCAGCCGAGGUCUCAAGGCUGUCACGGUUGCCAAGCUAGGAUACGACCCCGAUGAGCUCGAUCCCGAGCUUAUGACACCAUACGCGAGCGAGCGGCCCCAGACACUGGCUGAAUACUCAGUUUCCGAUGCGGUUGCAACUUACUACCUGUACAUGAAAUACGUCCACCCGUUCAUCUUCUCCCUGUGUACCAUCUUGCCGCUUGGCCCGGACGACACGUUGAGAAAGGGGACAGGAACACUUUGUGAAAUGCUCUUGAUGGUGCAAGCUUAUCAACACGGGAUUGUGUUACCAAACAAGCAUAUUGCGCCAAAGGAAGCUUUCUGGGAAGGGCAUCUUCUGGACUCGGAAACAUACGUCGGUGGACACGUCGAGAGUAUUGAAGCCGGCGUCUUCCGAUCCGAUAUUCCUGCCAACUUCGCCGUCGACCCAGGGGCAGUCGACGAGCUCCUGCGCGACUUGGAUGCCGCCUUGACCUUCAGUAUCACGGUGGAAGAGAAGAAGUCCAUGGACGACGUGGUCAACUAUGAUGAGGUGAAGCAGCAGAUCGCCGCCAAACUGCUGGAUCUCAAAGAGACGCCCAACCGCAGCGAGCGGCCCCUGAUUUACCAUCUCGACGUCGCGUCCAUGUAUCCCAACAUCAUGACGACAAACCGGUUACAGCCGGACUCCAUGAUCUCGGAAUCGGACUGCGCCGCUUGCGACUUCAACCGGCCGGGGAAGACGUGCGACAGGAGACUCCCCUGGGCCUGGAGAGGCGAGUACCUGCCGGCGAAGCGGGACGAGUACAACAUGAUCAGGCAUGCGCUAGAGAACGAGAAGUUUCCAGGCAAGGGGGUGAACAGUCCGAUGCGCUCUUGGCAAGACCUAAGCCCCGAGGAGCAGGCUACCCUGACCAAGAAGAGACUCCAGCUUUACUCUCAGAAGGUCUACCACAAGAUCCAUGAGUCCACCACCAUCAUCAGGGAAGCCAUCAUCUGCCAGCGGGAAAACCCCUUCUACAUCAACACCGUGCGAGACUUUCGAGACCGUCGAUACGACUACAAAGGCAAGGCCAAGGUUUGGAAAGGCAAGACUGAAGCAUUGAAAAGCUCCGGCGCCGCAGCCUCGGAAGUGGAAAACGCCAAGAAGAUGAUCGUGCUCUUCGACUCGCUACAACUCGCACACAAGGUCAUCUUGAACUCCUUCUAUGGUUACGUCAUGCGGAAGGGCUCGCGGUGGUACUCCAUGGAGAUGGCGGGCGUGACCUGCCUGACAGGAGCAACCAUCAUCCAACUGGCCAGGUCGCUGGUGGAGCGGCUGGGCCGGCCGCUUGAGCUCGACACGGACGGUAUCUGGUGCAUGCUACCGGCCACAUUCCCGGAAAACUUCGCCUUCAAACUCAAGAACGGCAAGAAACUAGCCAUCUCGUACCCCUGCGUCAUGCUGAACCACUUGGUCCAUGCCAAGUUCACGAACCACCAGUAUCAGACUCUGGUUGAUCCCAAGACCUUCAAGUACGAAACGCACAGCGACAACUCCAUCUUUUUCGAAGUCGACGGCCCGUACAAGGCCAUGAUCCUGCCUACGUCCAAGGAGGAGGACAAGAACCUGAAGAAGAGAUACGCCGUGUUCAACGACGACGGCAGUUUAGCAGAGCUGAAGGGUUUCGAAGUCAAACGGAGAGGUGAACUCAAACUGAUCAAAAUCUUCCAGCAGCAGAUCUUCAAGUUCUUCUUGGAGGGCACCACCCUGGCAGAAUGCUACGCUGCCGUGGCCAAGGUGGCAAACAGAUGGCUGGACGUGCUUCACAGCAAGGGCGCAACCCUCGCCGACGAGGAGCUGAUGGAGCUCAUUUCGGAGAACCGUAGCAUGACCAAGACCCUGGAGGAGUACGCCGGGCAGAAGUCGACAUCCAUCACGACGGCCAAGCGUCUGGCCGACUUCCUGGGCGAAGGGAUGGUCAAAGACAAGGGCCUGAACUGCAAGUUCAUCAUCUGCGCCAAGCCGAGGAAUGCCCCGGUCACGGAGCGCGCCGUCCCCGUCGCCAUCUUCUCGGCGGAAGAAGAGACCAAGCGCAUGUACCUGAAAAGGUGGCUGAAAGAAGAGCCUGCCGACACGGAUCCGCGAGCGCUGCUGGACUGGGACUACUACUUGGAGCGUCUGGGAUCCGUCAUCCAGAAGCUCAUCACCAUUCCGGCUGCCCUGCAGAAGGUGCGCAACCCGGUCCCGCGUGUGCCGCAUCCGGACUGGCUGCAGCGGCGCAUCAACAUCAAGGACGACAAGAUGAAGCAGAAGAAGCUCACCGAUCUGUUCGGGCCGACAACCAAGGGAGGACCCCUGGGCGAGAUUCCUCUUCCCAACACCAACAGUAGCCUUGGUGAUGUAGAGGACAUUGGCGCUCUUCUCAAGCCAAAGACGGUGAUGUCUGCCGUCUCCGCCUCCCAGAAGGCACCAGCGGCGAAUAAGCGGAAGUCUCCUGAACCGGCCGAGAACCAAGAUCCCUUUGCCGCCCUCCCGAAGAAGAUGCCUAACCCGAGCGAGGAUUACCCAGCCUUCUUGGAGUAUCAGAAGCUAAAGUGGAAGCUCCAGAAGCAGGCGCGAGCACGACGACGGCACCUGUUCGGCAACAGGCGUGGAAAUGCCCAGAGCAACCUUCAACACGCGUUCCGGAACCAGGCCGAGAUGACUUUCAAGGGCACUUGGCAGGUACUGCAGCUCAAACCUACCGACAGCCCUGGCAUCGUCCUCGCCUACGUGCUCAUUGACGCAAGGAUCCACGCCGUCAAGAUCAAUGUCCUUCGCCAGGUCUACCUCAACCUCAAGAGCAAAGAACUGCCCGACAUCGAGGUGGAGGGAUGCCAUGUGGAGCAGGUCAACCACACACUUCCGAAUGGCCACCCGUCCGUGCAUCUGUUCAAGCUUACCGUGCCUGAGGAGAUCUAUUUCGCCGAGGCGGAGAAGUUUUCCCUGCUCUUCAACCAUCCCAGCGUGGAGGGCGUGUACGAAAAGCAGCUUCCGCUCAAUCUCCGCGCCGUCCUCCAGCUUGGCAACCGCUGCACCAUCGACCAGAGCCAGGCGGGCGUGCUCGGGAAGGGCUUGGACCAGGGGUUUGACCUGGCCAGUCUGACGAAGCCGGCGAAGGCCAAGCCCUACCUGGAAGCGGCUCAGAUGUCGUACAUCUACCUCUCCCACAUCAGUGCAGGCGAGCGUCAAAUCUACGGCCUGUUCUCCACGGCCGGUGAUCAAGCGCACAUCAUCAUCCAGCAAAAGAGCAGGGACGGCGGCCAAGACCUGCCUAAUAUCUCCAAGUUGUACGCGGACUUCCUCGCCCGUAGGAACCGGGAGGAGCCGGCGGACUCGAAUUGGCAAGAGUGCUUUCCGUAUCAGGAGAAGUUGGCCUUCAAGGUCACCCAGGUCACUACGCGCCGGAAGGCGUUCCUCGAGGUCGGCGACGUCGUCAAGAAGAUGAAGAAGGAGGAAUCGGGGCCUACCAUACUGGUCAUCCAGUCGUCCCAGCGGAACCUGCUCGUGCACGAUAUCCCGAUCCUGGGCGAGUUCCCGGUCCUACCGCUGCGAUACGACCAGGCCGACAGCGCAUUGCCGCCUCUGGGAUGGCAGACCGUGGUCGCCCGUCGGCUGGUGAACCACUACCUUAGCCUCGGGUCAUGGAUCAACCAUCUGACCGCUCUGGCCAAGUAUGGGGACGUUCCGGUCUGCAACCUGGAGCGAGAUGAUCCUCGGUUCCUCAUCGAUGUGGCGUACGCGCGCCGCUUGCAGGCCAACAAUGUCGUGCUCUGGUGGUCGUCUAGUCCGCGACCGGACCAUGCAGGAUACGAAAAGGAUGAUGUCGCCGGGCCCCUCGAUCAGGUCCAGAUGCCAUCUGUCAACAACCCGGGGACCUUCGCCUCCGUCUGCAUCGAUAUCGAGGUCCGCAAUCUCGCCAUCAAUACCAUUCUCACAUCGUCCCUCAUCAACGAGCUGGAGGGUGCCGACAGCAUCUCGUUCAAUCCGGCAGCUGACGGGACCUCGGAUGGAAAUGAGGUCUUGUACGCCGAGAACGCCUUCGCGAAUGCCGGGGUACAAGUCCUCCGGGAGAUGGUCAAGUCAUGGUGGGCCGAAGCCUGCAAGGGAUCGACCAUGGCCGAUGUCAUGGUCCAGCACCUGGUCCGCUGGGUCGAGUCCCCCGCCUCGUGUCUGUACGACCGGGCGUUGCACUAUUACGUGCAGAUGAUGAGCCGAAAGGCGCUUCUGCAGCUUAUGGCAGAUUUCCGCCGCGUCGGAUCACAGGUCAUCUAUGCCAGCCCCAACCGGCUCCUCCUGCAGACGACCAAGUCCGAGGUUGGCAACGCCUACGCCUACGCUCAGUACAUCCUCAAAAGCAUCAAGUCGAAGCCGCUCUUCCACUUCAUCGACCUAGACAUCAAGGAGUACUGGGACUACCUCGUGUGGUACGACGAGUUCAACUACGGCGGAAAAGCGUGCCAGCAGGUGGUGGAGAAGGACGAGCAAGAUCUCCAGAUGAUCAUGCACUGGCAGCUGGCGACCUUCCUCCCCGUCCGGCUCCAGCCCAUCUUCCGCGACUGGGUCGUCGAGUUCAUCGAGCUGAUGCACAGCAUCAAGCGGCCAGCGACGGGAAGCGAUCCCACCGCCACCCCGCGCCUGACGCAACUCCCUAUCCGCAACGGCAACGCCGGACUGGCCGAAGACGCGCCGGGGCAAAUCAUCCUGGGCAGGGCCUUCGAGAAGCCGCUCAAGAAGGAGAUCACGAACCUCAUCGCCACGCAGAAGCGCGAGCUCCUCCACCCGGAGCUCGCACCAGACUACACCUUCCCGGCGCUACCGGGCUCCCACCUCGCCGCGCUGACCCCCAAACAAUCCAGCCUCCUCACCACGUCAACAGCAACAACAACAAAAGCCCCCUCGGCCAACCCGGUCCUGGAGCUGGUCAAAUCCCUCAUGCAGGUCUUGUCGCUAGACAAGAACAUCACCCUAGAAGCCCGCCUGCUGCGCAAGGAACUGUUGGCCUUGUUCGACGUGCGCGAGUUCUCCCGCGAGGGCACCUUCCAGAACCCGUCCGAGUCGCUGCGCCUGCCGCAGCUGAGCUGCGAUCACUGCACCAUGGCAAGGGAUCUGGAUCUCUGUCGUGACGAGGACCUUCUUCCCCCUCCUCCUCCUCCCACUUCUUCUGGGGAAGCGGCGGGGGGGUGGAGCUGGCGCUGUCUGUACUGUGAGCAGGAGUAUGACCGGAACGAGGUUGAGGAGAGGCUGCUGGCGGAUGUGGAAGGCUUGGUGGUGCAGUGGACGACGCAGGAUCUCAAGUGUGUGAGGUGUGGUGCGUUGAGGGUGAAUGAGUUCAUGGAGCACUGCACUUGUAGUGGCGAGUGGAAGGAGAGUGUUGAUAAGGGCCUGGUGGUGAGGAGGUUGGCGGUGUAUAGGAAUGUGGCGAGGUUUUAUGGGCUGCGGAUGUUGGGGGAUGUGGUGGAUGGUGUUUUGGCGGGGUUGUGAUGGACUAGAACGGAGGGGGAGGUCGGCUUCGAGGUUGUACAUACUGUGUGUGCCAUUCGGGUGGAUGUUGUUGACGGUAACUUCCGACUUAGGAGCAAAUGGAAUUCCUUGUUUGCUUUUCACAGUUGUAAAACUUCAGCUUCACUCCGGUUGCCCUAAUAUGCAGCGAAGCGCCGUGCUGUUCCUGGAUCAAUUCAAGAUUUGAA